AUGAACGAAGUCCUACUCAACACGUACCACUAUUCCUGUCAGGCUGUCGUUGUUUUCGCACUGCCGCUUGGUGUGUGUGCAGUUAUGGCAAUUUGCCUCACAAAUUGGAUGGUGACACUGGAACAGUCUCCAAAAUAUCCCUAUGUUUUUGAACUUGCUCAAUCCGUCGCGGGCCUGCUUGUUGUCGUUGGGGAAUUGAUUGUCUCACGUCUUGUCCUCCUAGCCCCCCCAAUUACUCGUUUUAACCGAGACCUUGUCGAAGCAGAGGCUGGGGGUAGAGCCAUCUUUGAUCCAUUGCAUCAUAUCAAAUCGCACGAUUGUAAGCUGCUCGCAUUUACCCAGUACUUCGUCACAGCAUUCCGAGGCAAUCUGUAUCUAUUCAUUGUGUGUUUCCAAAUGGGCUCUAACAGGUUGCGUAGUCAGGACGUGGCACAUCUUCUGAACAUUUCCACGGGCUUACUCGCGGCCUUUAUCACGGCGCUAAUGACCUCUCUGCCGGUUGUUCUGUUAACCCACCGCUGGCGUGUCUGGAAUAUAACCGUCUGCGACUUUCACCCACAAAAGCCUCAGAUCCUCUUUCUGUGGUUGAACUAUCACCGUGUUCUUCUGUGCGACAGUCUAAUCGCCUUCUCGCUUGUCUUCCUUCUCGAGAAAGUCGAAAGCGCAAGAAAUCGGAGCUUGAAGAAGACGCUAACUUACCUUCAAUUCACGCAUCCACGACACUCUUUCAUGUCCUUGCUCCUCGAAAACGUCGCUCGUAAGAUCAAACUUUCCCUUCAUAAAUUGUCUCCAGCGUCGUAUUACUGUUGUCACGUGGCCGCAUUUAGGGCAACGGUUGCUCUCGUGAAACUGAGCAUUGAUCUGUACACUCUCAGAAGCCGUUUAGUGCCGAGGCACUUCGUCCACAGUUGGAUGCUGAAGGCGACAAUCGACAACUUUGCCUGCUUGGUGGACUUGACCCUAUUAAUCCUGAUACCCAUCUGGUGGUACCGUAAGAGCACGAAAUUGCAGGGCCUCGUGGAACACCGGUUGGACAACACCUACCUGCAUGUAUGCCUCAGUCGCGGUUUGUAUCGAUCACCGAAGAGGACCUCUGAGGAGGACAAUGCUCCCAUCAAAGUGGUCGAUGACAUUGAGUCCGACGCGCUUCUGAGGGUCCAGGAGUUGAAGGAUCGGCUACUCGGACGAGUAGUCUUCAAGUCAUGGGAGUCCUCGACUGGUCCCUCACGCAUGUUCAGUCGACUCUUCGACGCAUCCAGGGUGGAGUCGCAAUUUAUGAAAGGCAUCAGUUAUUACCGCAAAGAUUCGUAA
Mesocestoides corti is the source of this 1311-nucleotide messenger RNA. Lineage: Eukaryota; Metazoa; Platyhelminthes; Cestoda; Cyclophyllidea; Mesocestoididae. The record is from the annotation of a GenBank genome assembly.